UCAUGGAGUGUUGAUUGGUUACUGGGAAAGUGAAAGUAAACUCCGGCCGCGUUCCAAGGGAGAACGCCCGUCGCUUGCAUUGUGAAGGGGCGUGGACGGCGGAUGAGAAAGGGGGGUGCGUGUGCGUGAGUGAGUGAGUGAGUGAGUGUGAAGCCAGGUGCCUUCAGAGAAGCGGCCGGUCCGUUUCUGUGGCCAGGAACAUCCUUCAAGUAUCUGUAGCAAUGUCCAAGAAGUCACUCGAUUGUCCUGCAGCUGAAAAUGGGGAUUGUAGCAAAACUGAGGUAGAAAAUGGGCAUCCAAAUUUGUCGCCUCCCACCCUUGGCGUAUCCACAGUGGAGGAGAUGGUCCAGCAGAUGAAAGAGCUCAUUACGGAGAACAAUGAGCUGAAAGUAGCCAUGAGGCAACGUAACCAAGCUAUGAAGGAUCGCUUUGAGGAGAUUUCUGAGUGGAAAGAGAAGCUGAAGAAAGAGCGGGACUUCUUUGAGUCUAAGUUCAAAGAAGCUAGACAAUGCUUGGCAACCAAAUGUGUUGAGAAUGAAGCUCUUAAGAAACAACUCCAGACUCUGGAAGAAAGAGAGGAAGGGCUCCCAAAUGGAUGCACAGUUUCUAAAAAGGAGAUGACACAGGAACUUGAGCAGCUGAAGAUGCAGGUGACAAAGCUCCAGGCUGAAAAGGCAGACCUGGUUGCCAUCAUUUCAGAGCUGCAGCUUAAACUCAACAGUGCCACAACUGAAGACUCAUUUGUUGAGAUCAGGAUGCACGAAGGAAAAGUGAAUGGAGCCUUAAAAGAAGAUCAAGAUCUUCAUGGUAAAAUAAUGGAUGACAAAGCUACCUAUGUCAGGAGCAGAUCUGUAGAUGAAGCAAAAUAUUUGGAAACUGAAGAGUUAACUGUCAGCCAGCUUCUUCAUUCUCUCAGGAAUGAUACUCAGAAGAGGGAAGCCCUUGAAAAGGAAGUGCGGGAACUUAAGGACAGGCUCUUGAGACUGGAAAAUAAAACAGACGAGAAGGGCACACAGACUGAACAUGUGGAAGAAAAAGUCAAAGAGAGAGCAGAAAGUGUGGACAAUGAAGUAGAAACUCUAAACCUGCAAGUGUCUGCCUUGUUCAAAGAACUUCAGGAUACGCAUGCUAAAUUAAAAGAAGCUGAGGUGAUCCAGAAGAGGCUGCAAGAAAAGUGUCAGAUUCUGGAAAAACAGCGUAGUAUGAAUGCUGGUGACUUGGAUGAGAAGCAGCAGUUGCUGUAUAGCAUUAAGAAGCUGGAACUUCAGGUGGAGAGCAUGCAGUCAGAGAUCAAGCUGGAGCAAGCCAAAACAAACGAUGAGAAAACCAAAUUCAAUACACUGCAAGAUGAAUACAACAAACUGCUACCUGAACUGACAAUUGCAAUGCAAACUGUUGAACAAUUAAAAAGCAAAGAGGCAGAAAGAAUAGAUAAGUCCGUGGCCGAAGAGCUAAUUCACAAACUGGAUCUAGCAGAGAAAGCGCUGGCUGCCAAACAGUUCCAGAUUGACGGAAUGAAGCAGACCAUUGCAAAGCAGGAGGAAGAGCUCGAAACAGUGGCUGUCCUCCGAGCUCAGAUGGAAGUGUAUUGCUCUGAUUUCCAUGCUGAAAGAGCUGCACGAGAGAAAAUCCAUGAAGAAAAAGAACAGCUGGCUAUGCAGUUAACAUACUUGUUGACGGAAAAGCAGGACCAUGAAGACCUUGGCAGGAACUCACUGGCAGAAAUGCAAACCCGUCAUGGAACUAGGCUACCAUCAGAUCAGGAUAAUUUAUCUCACUUUUCCCAAGGAGGAACAGAAGAGCAAAACCGCUGGCAGCAACAAAGAGAUCUUCCAGUACAUUCUUGUCCAAAGUGUGGAACGAUUCUUCCUGAUAUAGACACACUUCAAAUUCAUGUCAUGGACUGUAUCAUCUAAGUACCAUCCUCCAAAAUAAUUCAUAAAUGAGAACUGCACUUUCUAAGCAAAUUCGUACAUUUCCACAUUCUAUUAGAAAGCUUGAUCUUUGGAAUUUAAUAGGCUUUUUAACAAUUGAAAUUAUUAGGCUUUAACUAUAUAUAAUGGAGAUAGAAGUUGGGGAAGAAUGAGUAUUUUAGACAUAUCAGAUCUGUUUCUGACUGAAUUGGUCAGUUACAACUAUGAGAACUAAGAUGGUUAAAAGAGAGAAUAUUAAUUCCAUUGCACAAGUUGUUCUUUGAGAGUCAAAGAGAUGUAUUUGUAGACCUUCAUGUGCAUUUACAUAUGUGCAUGAACAUGUGUGCAUAUUUUUGCAGUCUUGUGGGCAUCCACAAAUGUUCUCAUGGAUAUGUGUAAUCGCCAGUGCAUUGCUUGAGUUCAUGCAUAUGUUCAUGUGGAGCGAAUGUAUAUGAAUGUGUGUGAUAAUCUUAAUCAGGAAGAAAAACAGGUUAAGGUCCUGAAGAACUGACUUCUUUGUUUCAUGUGAUCUUGUGUCUCACUUCCAAAUACGGUACACAUGAUUACUACACUUUGUCACUGCACAUGCCCAAUACUUUUCAAGUCAGUGAAAAAGUGUUUGGACUUCCACUGAUACCUGCAAGUAUGACUGGAAUUGAAAAAGAUGUUGAGACUAUUGAGGAGCCAAAAUUAGUACUGAUCUCAUUUGCAGUUUGCUUCCUGUUAAUUAGGAAACUAAUAUAUAUAUAUUUGACUUGAUUUAAUGUAUUUUAGUAGUUGACCGUUUAAAACAACCUGAAUUCUUUUUUCAAAGGCACCUUAAACAUGUACAGUUCUCAGGAGCUUAUGGAGUUUACUGUUGAAUCAGAAGGGUAAGGUUAAAUUAUCUGGCCCUAAAGGCCAAUAUUCCAAUACUAAAUUACCACUAAUCUAAAUUACAUUGUGCUAGCAUUAAUGACCUCUAGCUUGAGGCCAAAAGUUUUCCAGGGAAGCUUGUCCUGCUAGCAAGUACUAGAGUUCUUUUGCAUUAACAUAACAUAAUUUGUGCUAAAAGUAGUGUCACAUUGGAUAUUGCCAAGAAUAUCUAACUUGCUGGUCUGCCAUUUCACCAUUCUCUGAAGUAUUUUUAAAAAAUCACUUAGCAUUAUCCUUGCUGCUCCUGCUGCUGUUGUUUGCUGUCAUUUCCAAGUUACGACAACCCUAUGAAUAAGGUCUUUACAUUAUUCUUAAAGACCAUUUAAUGACAUGAGCUUAACUGAGUUAUCAUACUGUAAGGAAAAUAAAACCAUAUUAUAAAA
Varanus komodoensis (Komodo dragon) is the source of this 3211-nucleotide messenger RNA. RefSeq names its product optineurin (gene OPTN). The record is from RefSeq and is a predicted model, not a curated record. Gene Ontology annotation, molecular function: K63-linked polyubiquitin modification-dependent protein binding. The transcript is spliced from 14 exons. Gene Ontology annotation, cellular component: cytoplasm; nucleus; Golgi apparatus. NCBI's taxonomy places the organism in Eukaryota, Metazoa, Chordata, Lepidosauria, Squamata, Varanidae. Gene Ontology annotation, biological process: Golgi ribbon formation; regulation of canonical NF-kappaB signal transduction; protein localization to Golgi apparatus. Bases 222 to 1916 code for a protein of 564 amino acids.